This is a messenger RNA of Ananas comosus (pineapple), 1167 nucleotides long. Its product is annotated as protein LIKE COV 2-like. Lineage: Eukaryota; Viridiplantae; Streptophyta; Magnoliopsida; Poales; Bromeliaceae. Gene Ontology annotation, cellular component: Golgi apparatus. The coding region runs from base 178 to 792 and encodes 204 amino acids. The transcript has 8 exons. The record is from RefSeq and is a predicted model, not a curated record.
AUGGCGGAGAGGGAGGAGGAGGAGGCGUCCACGUCGGUGCCGCUGAGCCAGGGCGCGGAUCUCGAGGCGCCGCCCCCGCCGAGCUCCCCCAACUCCUCCACUCGCAAGUAUUACUAAACAAAACCUCUUAACCAGGCAUGUUGUGCGGUUCUCCAGAGCUGGUUCUCAAGAAAAUUCAUGACCGGAUGUGUUGUUCUUUUUCCUGUUGCUGUCACAUUUUUCCUGACAUGGUGGUUUGUUCAGUUUGUUGAUGGUUUCUUCAGUCCUCUAUAUGCCAAGCUUGGUGUUGACAUAUUUGGCCUUGGAUUUUUGACAUCUGUGGUAUUCAUAUUUCUUGUUGGGAUAUUUGCUUCUUCAUGGUUGGGCGCCACUGUUUUCUGGGUUGGAGAAUGGUUCAUAAAGAAAAUGCCCUUUAUGAAGCAUAUUUACUCAGCAUCAAAGCAAAUCAGCACGGCUAUUUCACCAGAUCAAAAUACCACAGCAUUUAAGGAGGUAGCUAUCAUACGCCAUCCACGGAUUGGUGAAUAUGCAUUUGGUUUCAUCACAUCAUCUGUGGUCCUUCAGAGUGAUAAAGGUGAUGAAGAGUUAUGUAGUGUUUACGUCCCAACAAACCAUCUAUAUAUUGGUGACAUAUUUUUGGUCAACUCUGAAGAGGUCAUUAGACCGAAUCUAUCCAUUCGAGAAGGCAUAGAGAUUAUUGUGUCUGGGGGGAUGACUAUGCCACAAGCGAUUGCUCCUCUCGAGCGGGCUUCUCAUAAGAAUCAGAGUAUCCGCCUGGACCGAAUCGCAUAAAGCUUUCUCACUCUCUCAAUCUACAAAUGAGGUUAAGUUGGGUUACAGGACCAAAACAUCGAUGCUCUGAGUUAUUUAAAUCGGUGUGCAACUUCUGUGCUUUAAUAUGUAGAUAUUAAACCUUUCUAGGCUUAAGGGUGAAGGAACAAAUGUGGCUGAGAAAGAUUUUUUAUUUAUUCAAGUUCGUAUAGUGGAAUACAGCAUGGUAAGACAUACAUACAAUUCUAUAGGUUUAUGUGUAUACAUCCACAUCCUAAUGUUUCUACCCAGUAGAGAAUAUUGUGUUCUCGUUGAAUUCAAUAAACAUUUUAUAUGUAUAACUAAAUGAAAAGUGCUAGAGUUUCUCAUCUUUCAUUGUUAACAGGCUUGGUUAAA